This is a messenger RNA of Spodoptera exigua (beet armyworm), 582 nucleotides long. Lineage: Eukaryota; Metazoa; Arthropoda; Insecta; Lepidoptera; Noctuidae. The record is from the annotation of a GenBank genome assembly.
AUGGGUCGGCUCGACCGGAGUGAUACCACGGCUUCACAGAAAACUGGCGCUAAAAUGAUUGAGAACUCCCAGGCCUGGCUUGGAGCAUCCACGUCUGCAGCAAUCGCAGCAGAUUUUAAUGGGCAGACUUCGCGCAAACCGUCCUGGACACAAAGCCAGUUGAAGGAAGCUAUCCACGCAGUCGCCACGCAACAAAUGAAAUUCACGCAAGCAUCAACCAUAUACGGCAUACCAAAAGGGACAUUAUACGAUAACAUAUUAGGAAAAUCUAAACGUAUGGCAAUGUUGGAUGAAAUAAAUCUUUUAGAUAGCGAAGAAAAGGCUGUACUAGACUUCUGUUGUGAAACAAACGUAUCUCCUUAUAAUAGACGUACUCAAAAACCAUUGAAAGAAGUUUUAUCUUUUGUAGAAAAGUUGCGAAGGAUGAGGGAUCCCGGAUUUUCUUUCGUAGGACUAAAUGGCUUUAGGUGGUGGUGGGCCUUCUGUAAAAAGCAUACGAUAGUGUCACUACACUACGAAGGGUCGUUGAAGAACAAGAACCUAAUAGUAAAGACUGAAUAUAACUCUGAUGACGAGUCCUGA